CUCCGAUAUGUACUUACGGAUACUUUACAGGGAUAUGUACACUUCUUUUUUUCUCUUUGGCCGCAACUUGUUCAUAUCUCUAAGAAAGUAAGGUACAGGUGCGACGUUAGGAUUGAUUGACGGAUUUCCAAGCUUGAACUCCCACCGACCCCACCGAGCCAGUCUGUCCUCAAGCUUCUAAAGUUGCCAUGCUACACACAUCACGAAUUUGAUGAGCAAGAGAAACCGAAACAAAAAGACGAAUUUAAAAACAACAAUUCACCCUCUUCGCGCCAACUAAGGGCUUGCCGUCUCGUGUCCUGUGACAUUGUAUUUGGAAUUUAAUAAGUCCACCCGAGGAUCGGCAAUUGCUGCAUUGAUCUCGACAACAAAAAUAAAGAGAGGGCUUGGCGAACUAUCGCAAACGCGCCAACAACAUGGAUUAUGAAGCGUUAAAGGAACAAUGGGGUGAGGUUGAAGACCGCGAUGGCGUUCGGCUGAGUUGGAACGUCUUCCCCAGCUCUCGGAUGGAAGCAUCCCGUCUUGUUGUCCCCAUCGGCGCCCUCUACACCCCCUUGAAAGAGAAGCCGGAUACUCCUCUACUGCAGUUCGAGCCUGUGACGUGCAAGCAACCAUGUCGAUCCGUUUUAAAUCCUUUCUGUCAAGUCGACGUUCGAGCACGGCUAUGGAUUUGCCCGUUUUGCCUUUCAAGAAAUCCCCUCCCGCCUCAUUAUAAAGACAUCACGCCCAAUGCCAUCCCUCCCGAGUUACACCCCUCCAACACGACUAUCGAGUAUAGGCUCUCUCGACCUGCUCCUAGCCCGCCUAUCUUCCUUUACGUUGUCGAUACAUGCCAAGAAGAUGACAGUCUUUCGGCCCUUAAGGAGUCUCUUGUCAUGAGUUUGAGUCUUCUCCCCGAGAAUGCUCUGGUUGGCUUGAUUACCUAUGGGACAAUGGCCCAAGUUCACGAGAUCGGAUAUACCGAAUGUGCUAAAUCAUACGUCUUCCGCGGCAGCAAAGAUUAUUCCGCCAAACAAGUCCAGGAGAUGCUGGGGCUGCUCGCCCCCAGUUUGCGCCCUGGGAUGCCUCAGCAGCAGCCCGGCCGACCGAUGCUUCCCAUGGGCCCUGCAACUAGAUUUCUCUUACCUGUCCAACAAUGUGAAUUCCAACUUACAAAAAUCCUCGAGCAGCUGCAGAAAGACCCCUGGCCCGUCGCCAGCGAUAGGCGAAAUCUCCGUUGCUCCGGCGUCGCACUGAGUGUGGCCGUAGGUCUUCUUGAGUCGUCUUUCCAGAAUGCUGGCGGCAGGAUUAUGCUCUUUGCGGGCGGCCCUGCAACAGAAGGGCCCGGAAUGGUAGUUGGUCCCGAACUAAGAGAGCCUAUUCGUUCGCAUCAUGACAUCGAUCGUGACAACAUCAAGUACUACAAGAAAGCGCUAAAGUUCUACGAUAAUCUCGCGAAGCGAACAGCUCACAACGGCCACAUAAUAGACAUUUUCGCUGGUUGUUUGGAUCAGGUAGGAUUACUCGAGAUGAAAGGCUUGUGCAACUCUACUGGCGGUCAUAUGAUCCUCACGGAUAGCUUUACUUCGUCCAUGUUUAAGCAGUCGUUCAUUCGUGUCUUCGAGAAGGAUGGUGACGACAACUUACUAAUGGGUUUCAACGCCGUUCUGGAGGUCUUGACAACUAAAGAGUUAAAAGUAACCGGCUUGAUUGGGCACGCCGUAUCGCUAAAUAAGAAGUCGACCUCUGUUGGCGAGACUGAGUGCGGCAUUGGAAAUACUUGCUCGUGGAAAAUGUGCGGCAUUGACCCCAAUGCGAGUUACGGUGUCUAUUUUGAGAUCGCAAGUCAAGGCGGCCCCACACAGCAUCAGCAAGGUCAGCAGAAGGGUAUGAUGCAGUUCUUGACGUAUUACCAACAUUCUUCGGGUCAAUUCCAUCUUCGGGUCACCACCAUUGCCAGGAAUCUAAGCGGCCCAGCUGGGGAUCCGGCCAUUGCCCAGUCCUUUGACCAGGAAGCUGCUGCGGUACUCAUGUCCAGAAUUGCUGUUUUCAAAGCAGAGGUCGACGAUGGUCCCGAUGUCCUUCGAUGGGUGGACCGCAUGCUUAUCCGAUUGUGUUCGCGUUUCGCCGACUACAGGAAAGAUGACCCGUCGUCAUUCCGGCUUGAGAAGAACUUCACUCUCUACCCUCAGUUCAUGUUCCAUCUCCGACGGAGCCAAUUCCUCCAGGUCUUCAAUAAUUCACCCGAUGAGACCGCCUUUUACCGUCACGUGUUAAACCAUGAAGACGUGAGUAAUUCUUUAAUCAUGAUACAACCAACCCUCGACUCGUAUACCUUCGACCAGGACGGUGGCCAGCCGGUUUUGCUAGAUUCGACCUCUAUUCAACCCACGCAUAUUUUGCUUCUCGACACGUUCUUCCACAUCCUUAUCUUCCACGGCGAGACCGUCGCGGAGUGGAAGAAGGCUGGUUACCAAGACCAAGAAGGCUAUGAGAAUUUCGCUGCCCUACUUGAGCAACCGAAAGAGGACGCAAGAGAUCUUAUUGCCGACAGAUUUCCACUUCCGCGUUUUAUUGUUUGUGAUGCCGGUGGUUCUCAAGCGCGAUUCUUACUGUCGAAGCUUAACCCAUCCACAACCCAUACCUCAGGAGCGUACGGUGGUGUAGGUGCCCAGACCGCCCAGACUAUCUUUACCGAUGAUGUGUCACUGCAAACUUUCAUGGAUCAUCUUAUGAAGUUGGCCGUAAGUGGUACGAAUUAGACAUGUUUGGGGGCCUCAUGAAUUGCCUUUGGGAAACUUCUACGAUGUGUGCUACAUUUUGAAGGGGAGAUAAGCGGCAAAUUCAAUGCAAACUGGGUUAAAAUGAACAGAAGAGCUUAAGUAUUGCGGAAGAGAUAAGCCUAACUUGAGCCCUAGGUAUUUUUCAAAGAAGGGAACCAUUCAUGCAUUGAGAGAUACGUUGUCCAGUGCACAUAUCCCCUCAUUGUUAUCGUAGACCAUUAGCAUGAAUCGAUGGGUUUUGCCUCUUAUCAUCUAUCUAAUGAUUGAAUGGAUGAAUAAAUAAAUAAAUGAAUAAAUAAAUGAGGGCAUGCGAGAAACUAAAUGUUCUAACAUUUAAUCACUCUGUAAAUCUAAUGUGUUGAACGGUAAUAAUGAAG
Hypoxylon trugodes is the source of this 3139-nucleotide messenger RNA. Its product is annotated as Sec23/Sec24 trunk domain-containing protein. Bases 417 to 2741 code for a protein of 774 amino acids. Gene Ontology annotation, molecular function: zinc ion binding; GTPase activator activity. Gene Ontology annotation, cellular component: endoplasmic reticulum exit site; COPII vesicle coat. Gene Ontology annotation, biological process: COPII-coated vesicle cargo loading; intracellular protein transport; endoplasmic reticulum to Golgi vesicle-mediated transport. The transcript has 7 exons. Lineage: Eukaryota; Fungi; Ascomycota; Sordariomycetes; Xylariales; Hypoxylaceae. The record is from RefSeq and is a predicted model, not a curated record.